UCAGUGGCGCCACUCACCUCCCUCCAUGACGCCCCGGCUCUCCCACCCAGCCUGUUGCUCUCCCGGUGACUCCAGGUCAGAUUUUCCUGGCGACUCAAAGUGUGACUUCCAAACUUCUGGGCAGCGGGCACAGCACAGAAUUUCUGCCCCCGCCCCCUUCGCCGGCUCCCUCGGGCCGGGCCCGUCCCUCUGCGCCCCAGUCGUCGCGGAACUAGCGAACGCCAGUGCCGAGGGUAGCACAGCCUGCUGGGUGGGGCCGCCGCUCAUGAAGCCGUCGUGGUUGCAGUGUCGCAAAGUCACCGGCGCCGGGGGACUCGGGGCACCCCUGCCCGGGUCUACUCCGGUGCGAGGUGCCGCCGGCGCAGCCCGCAGGGCGUAUGUGGCCCCGGGCACCUGGAGCGCUCUCGGGGCCCUGGGCUGCCGCGCGCUGUCGUCGGGCGGGGGUGGAGAGUACAAGACCCACUUUGCGGCGUCGGUGGCCGACCCGGAGAGGUUCUGGGGCAAGGCUGCGGAGCAGAUUAGCUGGUACAAGCCCUGGACCAAGACGCUGGAGAACAGACACCCGCCCUCCACCAGCUGGUUUGUGGAAGGAAUGCUUAACAUUUGCUACAAUGCCAUUGACCGUCACAUUGAAAAUGGUGAAGGGGACAAGAUUGCUAUCAUCUAUGACAGUCCUGUUACAAACACGAAAGCAGAUAUUACCUAUAAAGAAGUCCUGGAGCAGGUCUCUAAACUGGCUGGUGUUUUAGUCAAGCAUGGCAUCCAAAAAGGUGACACUGUGGUGAUCUACAUGCCCAUGAUCCCGCAAGCCAUGUAUGCCAUGCUGGCCUGUGCCAGGAUAGGAGCCAUUCACAGUCUCAUUUUUGGAGGAUUUGCUUCCAAAGAACUAAGUAGUCGUAUCGAUCAUGCAAAGCCCAAAAUAGUGAUUACAGCAUCAUUUGGUAUUGAACCUGGAAGGCGGGUAGAAUAUAUACCACUUAUAGAGGAAGCUCUACGAAUAGGACACCACAAGCCGGACAAAGUUCUCAUUUAUAAUCGUCCAAAUAUGGAGACAGUUCCUUUGGUCCCGGGUCGAGAUCUUGAUUGGGAUGAAGAGAUGGCAAAAGCCCAAUCACAUGACUGUGUUCCUGUUCAUUCAGAACACCCACUCUAUAUUCUUUAUACGUCUGGAACCACAGGAUUGCCUAAGGGUGUAGUUAGGCCUACAGGGGGAUAUGCUGUAAUGCUGAACUGGUCAAUGUCUUCGAUAUACGGACUGAAACCUGGAGAGGUGUGGUGGGCAGCCUCUGACUUGGGCUGGGUAGUUGGACAUUCCUAUAUUUGUUAUGGACCUCUUCUACAUGGGAACACAACAGUUUUAUAUGAGGGAAAGCCUGUGGGAACACCAGAUGCUGGUGCUUAUUUCCGUGUGCUUGCGGAGCAUGGAGUAGCUGCCUUGUUUACAGCACCAACCGCCAUUAGAGCCAUCCGCCAGCAGGACCCCGGGGCAGCCUUGGGGAAGCAGUACUCUCUGACAAGGUUCAAAACACUGUUUGUAGCUGGAGAACGAUGUGACGUGGAGACUCUGGAGUGGUCCAAAAAGGUCUUCCGGGUGCCUGUGCUAGAUCACUGGUGGCAAACGGAGACCGGAUCCCCAAUUACAGCCUCAUGCAUUGGAUUAGGUAAUUCAAAAACACCUCCCCCAGGACAAGCAGGAAAAUGCGUCCCAGGAUACAAUGUUAUGAUUUUGGAUGACAACAUGCAAAAACUGAAGGCUCGGAGUUUGGGAAAUAUUGUCGUGAAGUUACCAUUACCACCUGGAGCCUUUUCUGGACUUUGGAAAAAUCAAGAAGCAUUCAAGCAUUUAUACUUUGAAAAAUUUCCUGGAUACUAUGACACCAUGGAUGCUGGCUACAUGGAUGAAGAAGGCUAUGUGUAUGUCAUGUCUCGAGUUGAUGAUGUGAUCAACGUUGCAGGUCACAGGAUCUCUGCAGGUUCCCUCGAAGAGUCAAUCCUGUCCCACGGUGCUGUUGCAGACUGUGCUGUUGUUGGCAAGGAAGAUCCUCUGAAAGGUCAUGUCCCCUUAGCACUCUGUGUACUGAGAAAUGAAACAAAUGCAACAGAGGAACAGGUGUUAGAAGAAAUUGUGAAACAUGUUAGACAGACCAUUGGUCCUGUGGCUGCUUUUCGAAAUGCAGUGUUUGUCAAACAACUACCCAAAACCAGAUCUGGCAAAAUUCCCCGGAACAUUCUGUCUGCCCUUGUCAAUGGCAAGCCAUAUAAGGUAUCCCCUACAAUUGAAGACCCCAACAUUUUUGGGCAGAUAGAAGAAGUGCUGAAACAGGCAUUGUGACAUUUUCUUUUUUCUAUUCCGAAUUUCAUUUUCUCAUUGGAAUUAAGUUAUUUGAGCUAUUUCCCAGAAAUAUAUACAUAAAUGGAAAUUUCUUGCAAGCUGAAAUAUGAAUUGUAGAGCUUGAUGUAAAACAAGCCUAAUGAAGACA
Messenger RNA from Ochotona princeps (American pika), 2480 nucleotides. RefSeq names its product acyl-CoA synthetase short chain family member 3 (gene ACSS3). NCBI's taxonomy places the organism in Eukaryota, Metazoa, Chordata, Mammalia, Lagomorpha, Ochotonidae. The transcript has 16 exons. Bases 26 to 2332 code for a protein of 768 amino acids. The record is from RefSeq and is a predicted model, not a curated record.